AUGAAUACAAACCACUGUGCCAUUUUAGCUUGGAAUGUGCGAGGGGCUGCGGGUAGGAUGAAUAAGUUGCACAUUAGUCAGACUAUUCGUUCACGGGGCAAGUUCGCGAGGGUCUGCGUGGAGAUUGAUUUAAAUGAGCCAGUGGUGGGGAAGGUUUGGUUUAGAAAUGUCUGGUUCAAAAUUGAGUAUGAGGGUCUCCAUCUACUGUGUGCGAAGUGUGGUCGUUACAGGCAUGUGGCUCGCCAAUGUGCUGUUCAAGGUUUGGAUGGUGUAGAGACAGAGGGAGAGGUUCCUCGGGAGGCUCCGCUGGCAACUGCCGUACAUUCACAUACUCAAACGGUGGAUUCCGCCGCUGAUGGGGUCCACGAGGAUUGGAUGGUGGUUAUGAAAUUCAAACGGGGAGGCAAAUCUAAAGGCGUUACAGGUGGCGAGAAUAAAUGGGGAUAUAAAGGAGGGGAUUCUCAAUUUAAGUUUAAAAAUAAUCCGUUCCAAGCAUUACGGAGAGAAAUGGAUAUGAGUCAGGGCCCAAUGAAUGCUGAUUAUUUGAAUACAACAAUAUUUUCGGGUACCGCGAAUCAAGGCUCCACUCCUGAGCGGCACUUUGUGGAUCUAACCUCGAAAGUGUGGACAAAGAGUAAGGGUAAACGUUCGAGACAUGAGCCAGCGGAGUCAACGGAGGAGGGGUCGUCGUCGCAAACACUGGCUAUGAAGAAAACUGUGAAUUGUAUGAAGAGUCAAACGGUGGCUACUCCCUUGACUAGUAUUCAUGCACACGUAAAAACUGGUAUGAAACCACUACAUACACACAUGCAACCACCAUGCAGCUCGUAUGUACAAAGUUUUGGAGAUCCACCGCAAUCUCAUAUUAUUCCGCAACAUGCACCGAGACCCCCUGAUGACGCUUUGCCAGCUGAUGGGGUUACAGUAGGUGAUGAUGGAGUUGCUUUGGAGGAAGAUAUGGACGUUGGAGAAGAUGUCACGCCUCACUCUCAGAAGUAG
Molecule: messenger RNA, 999 nt
Organism: Cajanus cajan (pigeon pea)
Lineage: Eukaryota; Viridiplantae; Streptophyta; Magnoliopsida; Fabales; Fabaceae
Source: RefSeq, a predicted model, not a curated record